Messenger RNA from Oldenlandia corymbosa var. corymbosa, 2403 nucleotides. The record is from the annotation of a GenBank genome assembly. Lineage: Eukaryota; Viridiplantae; Streptophyta; Magnoliopsida; Gentianales; Rubiaceae.
GGGUGAUUUUGCAAUUUUCUCCAUACAGAAUUACAGACCACAGAGCCUCACUUUUGUUCAGUUUGUUAAACAGUUCGCAAUGUUCGGACGAACAGAUAACAAAGGUUUGCGAUUGUGGUAGCUGCCGACCGUCCUCCAUAUGGAGUUUUUCUAUCAUCUUAGACUAUAGGCUGUGUCAAUAAAUGUUCGCCGACUCAUUCAGAUUAUUUUUUGAGGCUGUGACCAUUAAGGGCAUGGAACUAAUUUUAACGAUCUGCAAUUUUCUCUGCUUCCAAAGGUGCAAUCUUUUUCCUUCAAGGGUUCGAUUAUCUUUUGAAUAAAUUCGAGAAGAAUUUGAAAAAGCCCUCUUCGAAUUGGAUGAUGGUUUGUGUAGAAGGAUGUAUAUGGGAGGAUCCAGUUUAAAACUGGUUUCGAUUUGGAUUCCCGAGAAGGCCAAAUCCCUUACCUUCCUGAUUAGGUAACAUAUCAUCAGUCUAUUUAUUUAUUUGCAUAGUUGUUGAAUUUGUAUGCUUUUUAUUUAUUGAGUGAUGAAGACAGCAACUGUAGCAGUUGUUUGUGCUUAUCAUUGUUGUAAUAAUAGUCGAAAGAUACAAAGAAAAAUAAGCUGGGGGGAGAAGAUCGUGAAGAGGAUUUUGGGUAAAAGGCGAUCAAAACAUCGCCGCAGUAAGAAUCUUCUUUUGAAUAAAACUAGGGGGGAAGGAAGAACAUUUCCUCCAAUCUCAAGGUCCUCUUCAACAGCAAUACAAGCCCAAACUCCAGUAAUGGAACUAACAGAUGACUUGGUGGUGGAAAUUUUGACAUGGCUUCCGGGUAAGGAUAUAGGACGUUGCAAGUGUGUGUGCAAGUCGUGGCGAUCAAUAAUUCAAAGUCGUGAAUUUUUAGAGGCUUACCAGAGUCGACAACCCGGGUUGGUACUGUGUUCCACCGAAGUAGUUGACUCAUCGGCAAGGAAAAACAUACAUGAUUGUAUUCGACUCCGUUUUUUUUAUUCCACUCUUUGGAGGAGUCAGCUUAAGGAGCCCAAGGAAGACUUCAGUUGCUUAUACGAAGUGAGUCUUGACUCUUGCCUGGAUGGAACGACACAAGUUGUCAAUGGUCUCAUCUGUGUUUGUGAAGAUAAUCGGAUAUUGAGCCUGCAUAACAUUUGUACAGGACAGAGGAUGAGUCUCCCAGGCCCUCUGUGUUGCGAUUCCAUAUCAACGUUUCAUCUCGGGUAUGAUCCAGUUAAUAGGGUAUACAAAUUAUUGAAAUUGAUGAUGGGAGAAAUAUUAGAAGCGGAGAUAAUGAAUUUGAGACCUUCCACUGAAUUAUCCUCAUGGAGGAAGCUGGACUAUGAUGCAUCUGGUCUAGCUGAUUUGCUGUGGGAAAAUGCUCCUUGUAUUGAUCCCCAACAGAUGAAGCGAAACUCCCAUAUACCUGGUGCCAAAACCUUUGCUAUGGAUGGGUUCCUGUAUUGGUACCUAUGGCCGCAAUUUAUGUUUUCUUUUGAUCUCAAUAAAGAAAAGUUCCAAUGGAUAAAGAUCCCGAAAGACCUUGUUUUGUUGUCAGACUCUCCAUGUUGGUAUUGGAAGUUUGUUCAGUGGAUGGGGCGCUUGGCUCUUUGGGUUCCUCCUGGUAUAGAUAAUGGCCUGAGGCUCUUUGUGUUAGAAGAUGGGGAAGGUAAAAGAUGGAGUAAGAUCUGUCUCCCAGUGCCCAAAUGGCUUCAUGACGGUAGAACCAUUGCAACAGGAAACCUUGUUACAGGUGAGCUGCUAUUGAUAAAUCCUUUAAGGGUGAUUCGGGACAACCACAUGCCUGUAUUGUCUUAUAAUCCUCACACAAAAAAAGUUGAUGGGUUCAGGAUUGGCAAGCUCCCUUUAAAUGAUCUCAAGUUUCUUACUGGGGAGUAUCCUCAUCCCGUUGCUCGGGGCAUUCGUCGAAGUCGUCACCGGCACUUUUGUUUGGCUUGGAUAUCAUGUUUACAAGAUAAUCGUUUUACACCAUUAGAUGAUGUGUUAAGUGGUGCAGCAGCUCAUGAGAGCUGAAGUAAUUAUGGAGUGCCUGCCCCUGCUACUCUCUUUAACAUGCAUGUGUAUAUGAUUUGGGCGUCUAUCUUGUGAGCAGUCUUUUCUUGUUUCACUUUAAACUUUCAGUUUGAUUGAACGUUCCUGGAUCCGAAUAAGGUUGUGACUUGUGAGUUGAUCCUCUCCAUGUUAUUUAUUUUCGUGGAUGCCGCUUCAGUUGUUCUAUUGAUAUAUUUGCACCCUCCUUUUUAGUGUUUGUUUCUUUGAUGUUAUUUUGGGUUCGCCACAUGAGUUUGUUAUUAGGAUUCUCUGAUGGUUUCUCGUGAGUGGAUCGACGAAACUGCAAACCUAGCAACCACUCUUCAUUACAUGUUCCCAAAUGCGACAUGCACUAGGUACC